AUGUCGGAUCCCUCUACGAAACGACGCAGGCUCAAUGGCCCGGCCUCUCCUGAUGGAGAGACCAGUCCGGGCUAUGUAAGUUCAGACAAUGAUCGGGAUAGCAAAGUCACUUCGACGCAAGCCACACAACAAAACCCUCAGAAUUCAACAAAAUCUGCAAACCGCUUUGCAGAGGUGGGUAAAGCAACCGGUUUAUCCAAGUCCAGUCUCUUCAAACUCCAGACAGACGAGCUGCUUGCUGGAUUGAGGCCGGAUUAUGACAAGCUUAUCUCUACCGUUCAAGAUAACCUGCGCCGGAUCAGAGAUAUUUUGCAGCAAUUUCCCGAGCGAGAGUCGAAGCGAGCCGACGUUGCCGCCAAAGAAUUGCGAGACAAAUAUCACGUUACAGUGCCUUUCCCGUGUCACUCACCCGACGACCUGGCAAAGUGCCAUGUUUCAUCCAAGCCUCCGGCCAGCAUCGAUCUUGUUGGUAGUGUCAUUUUACGAGCCGGAUUACAAGCUACUGAAAUCUUCAACGUCGAUAUUGCUGUGACCAUUCCUAGCUCGCUGUUCCAACCGAAGGACUAUCGAAACUAUAAAUACUUUCAAAAACGUGCUUUCUAUCUUGCGUGCAUUGCGGCUAGCCUUCGUGAAGCGAAAUUGCCUUUUUCAAUACAGUAUGGCUAUCUAGACGGGGAUUUUCUACGUCCCAUUGUUGUGUUGGAACAUACAAAGAAUGCCACCGGAGACGCUCUAAAACAACCCAUCCGCAUUCGCAUAUUGACUGCUGUCGAAGAGGACUUGUUUCCUGUCGCACGAACGCUCCCAUCAAAGAACAAUGUACAAGCUUCGGGUGCAGACGAUGAACUACAGUCUAGCGAGAAAACAAAGUCAAGUCCGUAUUACAACUCUGCUUUGCGCUUCGAAUCGACAGUCAUAUCAUAUCAAAAGUGGCUACAGAGCUCUUUGAAAAAGUAUACAUCAAUGAGAGACGCUUGUCUUCUCGGCCAAACCUGGCUUCGACAACAUGGUUUUGGGUCCUCUAUCGGAAAAGGAGGUUUUGGUAGAUUCGAGUGGAUGUUGCUUGUGGGCCUACUUUUCGAGGGUGGUGGUGCAAAUGGUAAACCAAUCUUGCUACCGUCGUAUAGCAGCUAUCAAAUUUUCAAAGCAGCCAUGCAAUACUUAGUUUCCCGAGACCUGAUGCAGCCUUUGUCGUUAUUCGCCAACGAUGUUGAAUUUCCAAGCGGUGGUCCGGUGUUUUUCGAUGGAAAAAGAGGCUUGAACAUACUGUACAAGAUGACCAUUGGAUCAUACAAACUGCUUCGUCACGAAUGCAGCCUUACACUCUCGCUGCUGAAUGAAACACGUUUCGAUAACUUCGAAAAAGUGUUCAUUUCCCAAAACAAUGAUCCUAUGCUCAAAUUUGACCGGCUAAUUUCUCUCACUACGGAACAGAAAGCCACCAAUCCUCUACACUCGAUUUUCCAUCAAAAUCAUAUUUAUGAUAUCUUGGAAAAAUCACUCGGCGACAGAGCAAAGGUCAUCUGUCUGUGGACUGGUUCUCCAUCGGCUCGGCCGCUCAAAUCGAAAUCUUUGAGCGAAACUCACUCACAGCAAAUUUCAAUUGGCCUCAUAUUGGACCCUAAAAAUGCGAGUCGACUCGUCGACCACGGACCGGCAGCAGAAAUGCAAGAGCAAGCUGCGGCUUUCCGUGCUUUCUGGGGUGACAAGGCAGAGUUGAGAAGAUUCCGAGACGGAAGCAUCCUUGAGAGUUUAGUAUGGUCCGACCAAGGACCAGUCGUCGACCAAAUCCUGGUGUACAGUCUUAGUCGCCAUCUGAAAGUCCCCCGACACUCAAUCAGAUGUAUUGGAGACGAAUUCGAUCAGACGUUACAACAGCUUGCGGGUUCAGAAAAACAGACUGCCGCAAUGUUUCAUGGCGUUCGCGAUGCGUUCCAGUCGUUGCAGUCGUCAUUCCAAAGCAUGGACGAUAUUCCACUUCAGGUCAGGCAUCUUCAGCCUGCAAGUCCGUUCCUGAGAAGCACUGCUGUGAUACCAGAUCCAAAGGAUAUUGGGCUCACUUCGGUGGAUAUCAACCUGCAACUUGAGAGUUCUACCAAGUGGCCGGACAAUCUUGAUGCCAUCCAAAUGACCAAGGUGGCGUUUUUACUGAGGAUCGGGGAGGCUUUGAAGGAUAACGGAGACGUGACGUCGUUCAAGGUUGGCUUGGAAAAUGAGAACAGACGCCUGGUAAACCGAGCUUUCCUAGACAUCGUGCAUAAGACAGGCAUUCGAUUUCGAAUGAGAAUACACCACGAACGCGAAGCAACGCUACUUGAAAGGAAGUUGAAAGAAAGCGGCCUCAGUCCUCAGUACAAGGAGGACGUAGGCGCUGCCCUUUUCGAAUACAAGAAAACCUUCAUCCACACUCCACGUCUCACGCAGGUUGUCCAAACGCUUUCCAACCGAUAUCCUUUGCUAUCACCUACGGUGCGCUUGAUGAAACACUGGUUCAAUUCACAACUUCUCCUGUCUCAUGUCACCGAAGAAUUUAUCGAGCUUCUCGCCGUCAACGUCUACGUCUCAACUCACCCCUGGGCCUCACCUUCUAGUUUGAUGACCGGCUUUUACCGAACUCUCGCCCUACUGUCAAAAUGGAACUGGCAACACGAACCUCUCAUUCUAGACAUGGGCGGACUUACGACAGAAGACGUCAAAGCCAUCGAAACACGUUUCUUAGCCUGGCGCAACAUCGACCCUGCAAUGAAAAAAGUCUCCAUGAUCCUGGCAUCCGAUCUCGACCAUGAUGGAGUAACAUGGACACUAAACGAAAAGCCCCCCAAAGUUGUCGCAGGCCAUAUCACGCGUUUGGCAAAAGCAGCCGUUGAAGCACUUAAGCAGCAACACGGCAAGGAAGACAAGAUAUCACUCGAAAAACUCCUUUUUACACCCGCGCUCUCGCCCUAUGAUUUCGUAAUCCAUCUCAAAGACCCUAACAAGAAGAGCAAGAAACACAACCAACCGCAAUUCGCAAACCUGAAAGGUCUCGUCAAUCUGUCCGCUUCUGAAGCGUCCAGCCGAGACAUCACGACGUCAUAUCUGAGUGAACUUCAAACACUCUUCGAGCAUUGCAUUCUCUUCUUCUACGGGCAUGAGGAAGAUGUCAUUGCGGGAUUAUGGAAACCUUCUUCCACGGCUUCAAGAGCGUUUCAUUUGAAGACGGCUUAUUCUACUCGUCCCGCGAAUAACGAUACAGCUGAGGUCACGUUGAACAAGGAGUCGAUAUUGAAUGAGAUAGCUCGACUAGGUGGUGGUUUAGUACAUAGCAUCGAGAACAAAAGUGAGUAA
This is a messenger RNA of Talaromyces amestolkiae, 3327 nucleotides long. RefSeq lists its product as uncharacterized. The record is from RefSeq and is a predicted model, not a curated record. Gene Ontology annotation, biological process: tRNA export from nucleus; rRNA processing. Bases 1 to 3327 code for a protein of 1108 amino acids. Gene Ontology annotation, cellular component: CURI complex; small-subunit processome; UTP-C complex. The transcript has a single exon. Lineage: Eukaryota; Fungi; Ascomycota; Eurotiomycetes; Eurotiales; Trichocomaceae.